AUGUCGACAGUCAUGAACUUGAUAAGAACAAGGGCGACAGUUUCUGCCCUUUCAGUCGCCAGUUCAAAACAAGUUCGAUGUAUGUCAGCUACCCCAAAACCUAUCCCAAAGCCAGACAUCAAGUAUGCAAAGAUCUUUAUCAACAAUCAGUUUGUUGAUGCUCUCAGUGGUAAAACAUUCAAGACCAUCAACCCUACAACAGAGGAAGUCAUUUGUGAAGUGGCUGAGGGAGACAAGGCCGAUGUUGACAGAGCAGUAAAUGCAGCAAGAGAAGCUUUUAAGCUGGGAUCACCAUGGCGUACAAUGGAUGCAACAGACAGGCAGAACCUGAUGCUCAGAUUGGCUGAUCUUAUCGAGCGUGACAGAAAUUACCUGGCGUCUUUGGAAACGCUAGACAAUGGCAAGCCAUUCAGUGCCUCAUUUGCCGUGGAUUUGGACCUGACAAUCAAAUGCUACAGAUAUCAUGCAGGUUGGGCAACAAAAAAUGGAGGAAAAGUGGUUCCAAUGGAUGGAAAUUACUUCUCUUAUGUUCGUCAUGAGCCAGUUGGAGUUUGUGGACAGAUUAUUCCAUGGAAUUUCCCGUUAUUGAUGCAAGCCUGGAAACUUGGCCCAGCUCUAGCCAUGGGAAACACGGUUGUCAUGAAACCUGCGGAGCAGACUCCUCUCACAGCUCUCUACAUUGCCCAGCUGGCAGCUGAGGCUGGUUACCCACCUGGUGUCUUAAACAUUGUCCCUGGGUAUGGCCCAACAGCUGGUGCUGCCAUUGCACAGCAUAUGGAUGUAGACAAAGUUGCCUUCACAGGAUCCACAGAAAUUGGCCAGCUUGUGUCACAAAUGGCAGCACGAACUAACCUGAAGAGAGUGACACUGGAGCUUGGAGGCAAAAGUCCUCAGAUUGUAUUUGCUGACAGUGAUUUGGAAAAUGCUCUCAACAGCACACAUCAGGGAUUGUUCUUCAACCAAGGACAGUGUUGCACUGCUGGCUCUCGAGUCUUUGUUGAGGAUAAGAUUUACAAUGACUUUGUAGAGCUUGCCACAGAAAGAGCUAAAAAGAGAACUGUUGGUAAUCCUUUUUCAGACGUGGACCAGGGACCUCAGGUUGACAGUGACCAGCUGAAUAAAAUCCUCGAGCUGAUCAACAGUGGGAAGAAAGAAGGGGCCAAGCUGACAACAGGUGGUCAGCGGGUGGGGGACAAAGGCUACUUUGUGGCGCCCACUGUGUUUGCAGAUGUUAAAGAUGACAUGAGGAUUGCCAAAGAAGAGAUUUUUGGCCCAGUGAUGCAGAUACUGAAGUUUAAAUCAGACAAGGACUUGCUUGACAGGGCUCACAACACCAUUUAUGGCCUGGCAGCAUCCGUCUACACGAAGGAUGUAAACAGAGCUAUCUUUUUAGCUAACAGUUUAAGGGCAGGAACUGUCUGGGUGAACUGCCACAAUGUGUUUGAUACCACACUGCCAUUUGGAGGGUACAAGAUGUCUGGACACGGCCGAGAGCUGGGAGAGUAUGGUAUCAGUGCUUACACGGAGGUCAAAUCAGUCAUAGUGUCAAUUCCACAGAAGAACUCUUAA
Molecule: messenger RNA, 1569 nt
Organism: Candidula unifasciata
Lineage: Eukaryota; Metazoa; Mollusca; Gastropoda; Stylommatophora; Geomitridae
Source: the annotation of a GenBank genome assembly